Molecule: messenger RNA, 529 nt
Organism: Cyphomyrmex costatus
Lineage: Eukaryota; Metazoa; Arthropoda; Insecta; Hymenoptera; Formicidae
Exons: 2
Coding region: 32-529 (165 amino acids)
Source: RefSeq, a predicted model, not a curated record
UUUGCAAUUAUAAAUUAUAUUUACAAAUUUUAUGCAGCAAGAUCAAAGAGAAAAGGAAAAAGUACCUACAAGUAUAAUUAUGUCGCAGGAUUCAGUCCGAAAAAUCACAAAAUCUAAUGUGGAUAAGGCUAUACAAUUUAUAACAAAACAUAAUAUGAAAAGAAAAAGACGACGAAAUAUGGAAGCCAUAAAUGAUGAUAAAGUUAAUCAUUAUUGUAAGAAAUUUCAAAGUAACAAGAGAAGUAGGACAUUGCUUACAGGAUUUUCAAAGAGUUUAGCAUUGUUAGAGAUGCAAUCUUAUGUCACGCGUCAAGAUUGGAAGCAGGCAUUAAAUUUAUUUAGACUUCUUGAAUGUCCUAUUGAAUUAGAGCCUUUAAUAUGGAGAUAUGCAUUUAUAAUUUUAUUGCAUACUAAUAAUCCGUUACAUCUCCAACAAUUUUUCAAUCAAUGUAUUGGUAGUCAAAGUUUAAAUAACAGCACUUUGUUAGAAAAGUUAUUGUUAUUACCUCUAAAAGAUGAUAAUUCAUGA